Molecule: messenger RNA, 1113 nt
Organism: Hyphopichia burtonii NRRL Y-1933
Lineage: Eukaryota; Fungi; Ascomycota; Pichiomycetes; Serinales; Debaryomycetaceae
Gene: HAP41
Product: Hap41p
Exons: 1
Coding region: 61-1062 (333 amino acids)
Biological process (GO): regulation of DNA-templated transcription
Cellular component (GO): nucleus
Source: RefSeq, a predicted model, not a curated record
CUUUUUUCUUUUUUGGUUUUGUUCUUUUCUUGUUGUCAACUUUUGUAAGUCUAAUGGAAUAUGACGCUGGCCACCCUGUUACUCCCAUCGACUAAUCCAACACCAACCACAACAACCGUAUCUACAUCAAAGGAAUGGGUGUUGCCCCCCAGACCCAAAAACGGACGGAAAACAGGAUGCAAUAUCAAGAAGAGAAAGUCGAUAAAUUCAAUAAUUGAGUCGAAUCCCGAAGAGUCCAAGGAAAAGGAAAAGAAGAAUCCUCAAAUUAAUUUGCUAAAUAAAAACAUCAAGUCCAUCGACAAAGAAAAUUAUCAAUUGAAAAGUCAUUUGCUUUGUUUGAUUCAUGAUUAUAAACAAUUACGUCAAAUUGUAUUGAAUGGAGGUGUUAAUAUGGAUAAUGAAGGAAGCACCAGGAAAAGAUCGUAUCAUGAAUUGGUUGAUCCAAUGAAUGAUUUAAUAUCCAAUAUGAAUGGGUUAACCCAUGAUCCUUCAAGUCCUAUGUUAAGUGAAGAAGAUGAUUACGAAGAAGAUGACGAAUUUUGGAAUCGUGCUAAGUACGAACAAGAUGAUUUUUUCAAUUACUUAAAUUUCGACGAUACAUCAAGUAAAUUAGACGAUGAAAGUGCUAAAUUAUUAUCACAAAUUGAAGAAGAAGGUGAAUUGCCCGAUGAAGAAGAGGUCGAAGAAGAUAUCGAGUCUCCUAAUUUAUCCAGAUCAACUUCUCCUUCGGCAAUGAGUGAAAGCGAUGAAAAUAGCUUAAUGACCUCCUUGACUAGAUCAACUACAGUAUCCACCAAUAAUUCUUUUAUGAAUAUAAAUUCAAAACCAAUUUUAUAUUCAAAUAAUUUACACCUGCAACCUCCUUUCAAAUUUUACGAUUUGCCAGCUUCUACUGCGAAGAAAUCUUUCACUUUUGAAGAUUUUGGUAAAUCUAAUGAUGAUCUUAUGAGUAUUAUACAAGAAGAUAAUUAUAAUCAAGUUACCGAUUUCUUAGAAGAAAAAUUAAUCGAUAACAAUCUUAAUUAUUAUGAAAAUAUUAACCAUAAUAAUCAUUGGAAAUAGAUUUUCUACCAUUAGAUCUCUAUUCAGUUCUCCUAUUCCCCUCCCUCCUUC